Molecule: messenger RNA, 3559 nt
Organism: Erpetoichthys calabaricus (reedfish)
Lineage: Eukaryota; Metazoa; Chordata; Cladistia; Polypteriformes; Polypteridae
Gene: spats2
Product: spermatogenesis associated serine rich 2
Exons: 13
Coding region: 482-2005 (507 amino acids)
Cellular component (GO): cytoplasm
Molecular function (GO): protein binding
Source: RefSeq, a predicted model, not a curated record
GCCGGCAUUUUAAAGCAGUAGCGCGGAAGUGACGCCAGCGUCGCCGGCUGGACAGAUUGACCGACUGACGGACAGGCGGACGGCAGCUGUUGAGUGAGUGCUUUGUGUCGGGAUCGGGCCUCUCGAAGCGCUUUUUGAGGACUCAGGGUCUCAGUGGAGAGCUUCUUGGAGUCGGCGGUGAAGAUGCAACACUCGGCCUCUGACAUCUGUGCAGCCACCACUACGUGAUUUCAGACUUGCCGAGAGAUUUGUGAAACCUGAGCCACUUCUGGCUGGGCCCCAAAAGCAUUUGGACGUCGAAAGUUAGCCAGACCUGGCUGGGAGAGAAAACAGGAGUGUGACAAGAGGGUUGCCUAUGCUGCAGGGUUUAUCUUUCUUUAUAUAUUUUUUUUUUUUACCUGGAGAAGCUCAUCCCUUGUCGUGCUGGCAAUCCCUGCCCCACCAGCGUGGUCCAUUUUGUGGGGAUUGACUUCAGGAGAACAUGUCCAAAAAGCACGGUCCAAAAGACUCUGGAGAUGUCUUCUUUGACACACAGUCCAAGAUGGUCAUGUCUCAGGGUGGAACAUUUGAAAAAAUGAAGGAGAAGAUCAGCGCUGUGCGAGCUGUUGUUCCCAACAAGAGCAACAAUGAGAUUGUCCUGGUGCUUCAGCACUAUGAUAACUCUGUGGAUAAGGCUGUGCAGGCUUUUGUAGAUGGUAGUGCUGUGGAAAUCCUGAAGGAGUGGAAUGUCACUGGAAAGAAAAAGACUCGAAAGAAGAAACCAAAACCAAAGCCUCAGACACCGGCCAAUGAUGGUCAGGUGGAGCCCAGCCAGGCUAACCCUGAAGGAACGCAGUCAGUCACAUCCUCAGAAAAGGAAGGCUUGAAUGGAUUCCAUGCUAAUGGGUCCCUCAAUGACAUGGAGUCUGUGGACUCCCUCAGUGAGCAGCUCGACUCCAUAUCUAUGGAUCACCAUGAGCUGGAAGACUCGGAGUCUGCUACACCAGAGGUAUCUGAUCCUACAGAGCUGGAGGAGGGACCAUGUACAGUAGAGCCACACGGCCAACAAACUACAUCUGUUACCUCUCAGGGGUCCAAACCUCAGAGGAGCUCAAAUACAAGGUCAAGACAGAGCUCCCACCCAGUCCCAUCUCCGCUUCUGGUAAUGCCAGAUGAUUUGCUUCUUGGUUCUUCUGGCAGUAAGAAACUAGCAUCUAAUAUCGAUAAGUCUGUCAAGGACCUACAGAGAUGCAUGGCCUCGCUCACACGCUACCGAGUUGUAGUAAAGGAGGAAAUGGACUCGUCCAUUAAGAGGAUGAAGCAGAUCUUUGCUGAGCUGCAGACAUGCCUAAUGGACCGGGAAGUAGCCUUGCUUGGUGAAAUGGACAAAGUGAAAGCAGAAGCAUUGGCAAUUCUCAAUGGCCGCCAAAAGAAGGCUGAGGAGUUGAGGCGACUCACUGAUAAAGUUGGUACCAUGUCUGAGGAACAGCUGUCGGAGCUGAGGGCUGAUAUAAAGCAUUUUGUCAGUGAACGCAAAUACGAUGAAGAGUUGGGUCGAGCUGUCAAGUUUACAUCCAAGUUUGAGCCAGUCAAGGAAGCAAUUGUGGGGUUUGGACAAGUCUAUCACCCAAACACCAGCUAUUCCAGUCGUUCCCGCUGCAGUUCGGCCUCUUCCACCUCUCUGACCAGUCCCAGCAUACCAGAAUGCCAUCCACAACCUGCCCCUGCACCCCAAGGCCUGGGAUACAGCCCCCGUAGUGCUGGGCCGCGGUCUGAGCAUAACCAGAGACAGGGCUACCAAGGCAACAGGAGACCAGGUCAAGGCUACCAGCCCCGUGGUCCACGGCCUAGUGGCUCCCAUUACCAGGGCCGUCCCGAUUACCACAACCGGACUAGCAACCGCUUCCCUAGUCAAGCCCACAACAGUCCUACCAACAGAACUGCAGUGUCUUCAUCCAAACCAGAUCAGCCCAAUGGGCUCCCACCACGUCCUGUCCAAACAAACUGUUCCGUCUCUGACCCCUGAGAUCCUGCUGCUCGAUCUGUCAGCUGCCCCUUCUCUCCCAGUCCCCCACCCCCCUUCAUCCCAUCCCCUCAACCUGUAUUGUUACUGGUGCUGUGUAGAGAAAAGUGAAACCUAGAAAUGAAGAAAACCGCACCAGCUGGGCUGUCCUGGGUUGGCCUGGUUGGCCCAAACUCCUCCAGAUUAGUUUGCAUGAAGAGUUUUGGAUUUCUGAAGACUGGUCUAUUUUAAUUUGAUUUUUUUGCUCUCUAAUCUGUACUGGGAGAAAUCUGCUCUGAGAGGAUGAUGGCUGCGCCAGCACUUCCUUCACUUAUCUCCAUGAGGUGCCACACUACAAUGACAAAGUGAAUGUACAGAUGUCUACCAGGCAGAAAGCACUUGACAAAACCCCUUAGCACCGGAUUUUAGGAUCCUGCUUAAAAUGAGAAGUAAUUUUAGCCAAAUUUUGAUUUCGGAAGCUCGACCUUCAAACUUGCCAGUGGAACAAGUGCUUGUGAUAGCGUCCCUGAUGCUGAGAGCCCAUUGUCUUCUGUAAAAGAACAGCCAGCCUCCUGAUGCCCCUCCAGCCUCUCUACUGCUGCAUUAGCUAGAGGGCAUGGCCUUUGUGAACGAAUUGGGUGGACGCCUCUUCUUUCUCUGUGCCUUGUCUAUUACAGAUAUCGAGCACCAGUUGUUGGCGUAACUCUGGUAGACUGACCCUGAAAUUGGUGAACCUCUACCCUCCAGUUUGUGGCCUGCCCAUGUGGAGAUGGGAACCAAACUGGUUUUUGUGCUCUCCUUUCAAAUGUAAACUUUUUUGUUUGUUUUAUUCUUCAAUUUCCUUGAUUUAAUUUUCAGCUUAUUAAAUGCUUUAUUGGAAGCUGACACUUCAUGACAGAAUAUUUCUGAAAUGUUUCCAGAGGCUGCAAAAAACGAAUCUCUACUGGACCCUUUGGCCUUGCUUGGUGAGAUUUAGUGGAACUUUCCAGCCGGUGGUCAGCUGGGUUUUUUUUUUUUUGUGUUUUUUUUUUGGUACAUGGCGGGUCACGUCUUAAAGGGCUGUUGCAGGUGCCAUUCCCAUUCAUCACCAACUGCUUGCUUAUGCUUAUUUUUUAUUUUUUCUCCAUGUUUACAUUCUGUGCUCCCAUGUGAAACUUCCACCUUAUUUUGAGAAUUUCAAUAUGGGCCUGUCUCUGUAAAUGUUGGCUCAGUGAGGCAGAGCUCAAGUGUCCAGGGUCCUCUGCAGUUUCUUUAGCACUACUUAGCCUUCACCCUGUAACUGGACAGAAGAUACUACACUGCAUGCCAUUUUGGAGGAAGCUGAACUGUCUCAAAACCAGGUCCAGCGUUCACUUUCAAAGUGCCUUUAGUCUUUUUGUCUGUCUGUUUUAUUUUAUUUUUUGUCUCCUUGGCCCUUAUGUCCUUAAUCAUGGACCAAAGACCCCUGUUUCCCCCUUCAGACCUUUAGUGUUGCAAUGAGUUUUCCAGAAAACUGGGCCGGUGCCAGAUUAAUUGGGUCAGUCAGUCAGUCCUCCUCCUAUGUGAUUUGUUUAUUAAUAAAAUGAAAGUAGCAGAUAA